GAACGAGAAAAACACUCAAUUCUCUCAUCUCUCUCUCACACACACACACACCAAACACACACACACACACAUUUGAUCGGAGUCGAGGAAGCCGGAGACAGAAAAUUUUCAAAUAAUCGAAGACUUCGAGGUGAAUUUAUGCGUAUGAGAUUGCCGGCGGAGAGCAAGUUCGGUUGGUGAUGAACGAUGUCGUUCCAGUGAUGGUAGUAUGGACUUCGACAGUGGAAUUCCGAUGACCGCCGAACUCUCUUCAUCCUUGUCUCCGCCGUCAGAUGAAGAUGCAUUGUGGCAACUGAACUUGAGAUCAAGGGAAGCAAUGGAGUCAGGACCUUAUCCUGUGCGUGAAGGAGAGCCAGACUGUUCUUACUACAUCAGAACAGGCCUUUGUAGGUUUGGGGCAACAUGUCGUUUCAAUCAUCCUCCUAACAGGAAACUGGCUAUUGCAACUGCAAAAAUGAGAGGAGAAUAUCCAGAAAGAGCAGGACAACCUGAAUGCCAGUACUACUUAAAGACGGGCACCUGCAAAUUUGGAGCAACAUGCAAGUUUCAUCAUCCUCGAGAAAAGGCUGGAAUGGCUGGGCGAGUUUCGCUGAAUGUUUUGGGUUAUCCACUUCGCCCGAAUGAGGCAGAAUGUGCUUAUUAUCAAAGAACUGGAGAAUGCAAAUUUGGAAACACCUGUAAAUUUCACCACCCUCACCCAUCUAACAUGAUGUUCACAUUUGGUGGUUCUCCGGUUUAUCCCACAGUACAGUCACCAACAAGUCCUGGUCAACAGUCGUACCCCGGAGGAAUAACAAACUGGUCCUUGUCCAGACCUUCCUUUGUUCCUAGUCCACGUUGGCAAGGCCCUUCAAAUUAUGCCCAGAUGAUUCUACCACAGGGUGUGGUGUCGGUUCCAGGAUGGAAUGCAUACAGAGGUUCUCUGGGUUCACUUUCAUCUUCAGAGAGCCAACAACAGCAAGCAGCUGGAAACAAUCAAAUUUAUGGAACUUCACGCCAAAGUGAAACAGCUAACGAACCACUUCAAGGAACAUAUUCCUCAUAUCAUACUGGGUCUGUACAUACCGGUUAUUAUGCGUUACCAAGGGAGAAUGUAUUCCCGGAGAGGCCUGGUCAGCCUGAUUGCCAAUUUUACAUGAAGACUGGAGAUUGUAAGUUUGGUGCAGUUUGCAGAUUUCAUCACCCCAGAGAGAGGGUGAUUCCCGCGCCUGACUGUGUCCUGAGUCCAAUCGGCCUUCCUUUACGCCCGGGAGAACCCUUGUGCAUUUUCUAUUCUCGUUAUGGAAUAUGCAAAUUCGGCCCAAGUUGCAAGUUUGACCACCCAAUGGGAGUCUUGACUUACAAUUUCUCUCCAACUUCAGCUGAUACCCCAACUGAUCGCCAUUUGUUAGCAUCAUCCUCAGGAACUGGUCCACUAAACGUUACAGCAAAAGGGCCCAUUGACGGAGUGUUGGUUAAUUCCAGGCCAAUUACCCUAUCGGAGAGAAGACAAAUGCCCUCCAAUGAUAAUAUCACGGACCCGGACGGCUAAGGACCGGAUUGGGGUCACGUCAGACCAACAUGUUUUCGUGAGACCCGUGAGGCCACAAAAUAACAACGGAACUUCACAGCAAAAUAUUGUGAAGGUAAAAAAACUCCAAACCUUCACAACAAUAACAUUGUGAAGGUUCGGUGUUAUUUAUAUGGUCUCACGAAAACAAUCUGGUCUCACUUGAUCCUAAAAGUCAUGGUUACUUCCUAUAAUCAUUACUAGUAUUUAAAAAGUUGCCUGUAACUUCCAUUUCGGUUAUUGAUGUACAUAAUGCAUGUUAAAGUUAACCUAUUCUUCUGGAAUUCAAUUCCAUCGACAGGCUCGAAUUAUCUAAACUGCGAUAAAAUGCAUUGUGUAAACUCCACAUUUUUUGUCAAAUCUGGUCAAACCAGAUGCGGAUAAUUGAUCUAUUAUAAAUUUCUUGUCUUUCCGGCUGUUUGUGAACCAAUAGUUGGUAUAAGCAUCCUUUCUAUCUCUGUGGUACUUUCCAUGCUCUAAUCUUACAGGAACUCCUUUCCUCUACAAUUUCUGCUGCGACUGCUUGUUGCCAAUUAUAUUAUGAGCAUCAUUUCU
Molecule: messenger RNA, 2104 nt
Organism: Cynara cardunculus var. scolymus (artichoke)
Lineage: Eukaryota; Viridiplantae; Streptophyta; Magnoliopsida; Asterales; Asteraceae
Product: zinc finger CCCH domain-containing protein ZFN-like
Exons: 7
Coding region: 209-1531 (440 amino acids)
Molecular function (GO): metal ion binding; mRNA binding
Source: RefSeq, a predicted model, not a curated record